Messenger RNA from Naegleria gruberi, 639 nucleotides. RefSeq lists its product as uncharacterized. Gene Ontology annotation, molecular function: ubiquitin protein ligase activity. The record is from RefSeq and is a predicted model, not a curated record. Gene Ontology annotation, cellular component: nucleus; Fanconi anaemia nuclear complex. NCBI's taxonomy places the organism in Eukaryota, Heterolobosea, Eutetramitea, Acrasida, Naegleriidae. The transcript has a single exon. Gene Ontology annotation, biological process: interstrand cross-link repair; protein monoubiquitination. Bases 1 to 639 code for a protein of 212 amino acids.
AUGGAUACUUCUAAUGAUUUUCAACAGAAGGAUUUGUUGUCAUCUAAAUUAACACUUUCAAUCAUUUAUGAAAAAUAUAAGGAAAUGAUUGAGAAGAUUAGUGACUUUUUUGAUGUUAUUGAGGAUUUUGAUACCAAUGUUCGAGUUUUAGAACCUGAGAAACCAACACGAGCUCACACCAUGAGACGUAUUGUCAUUGGUAACCAUUGCUCAAUGCAAAUAGUUAUUGAUCCAUUCAAACCUAGAGAAAAACCAAAAGAUAUCAAACUUUUGGGAUCUGAUUCAAUUAUUUCACCCCUAAAGUUCAACCUCAAUAACAAUAGAAACAAGUGGAAUAUGAACAAACUAUUACGAGAGAAUUUGGAAACACUUAUGGAUAUCGAAUUUCCAAAACCUUCAACCGACCCAACCACAGAACAAGAUGAAUUCUCUGAAAAUUGUGGUGUCUGCUACUCUUAUCGUCUCAACAUGAAAAUCCCAGAUAAGGUCUGUGAUAAUGUCAAGUGUGGUAUGCCAUUCCAUUCUGAGUGUCUCAUUGAAUGGUUGAGAUCAAUUCCAGGCACUCAUCAAUCCUUUGAUACAGUCUUUGGUAGUUGUCCUUAUUGUUCCUCAACUCUUUCAGUUUCCACCUCAAAAUAA